AUGCCAUUGGAAAAGAAAGAAAUAGAGGACAAUGAGGACCCCGAUCAAAAAUUCACAGCCUUUGCCAACCGUGGUAAUUCAGAUUUCAAAUGGCAACGGGCGCGGAAUGUAUUGGGAGUACUGGAAGUCUAUUCCGAACCUAUUUUAAAACCAAGAGAAGAUCUGAAACCUCGACGAGUAAAGGGGAGAGAAACAGCCUUUGAAGAAGCUCUCAAAGCAUGGGAAAAGGAAAAACUGAGACAGGACCUGAUAGAAGCUUUGGAGAAUUUACCAGUGGAGACGUGUUGCUGUGGGUUCAUGGAAGAUAACGAUUCUACGAAAAAGCAACUGGUGAAAUUGCUGAAUGAUUUCUGGGCCAAAAAGGCCAGCAAGAAACUGCAGCGUCACGGAUUUAAAGUGGAUGCUUUCUUGUGGAAUUGGCAAAAUGCAUCAGGCAAGGCAGAGACGAAUAUAAUACUCAUUCGAUUUUAUAUGGUGGCAUCCUAUGGACUGCGGGCAGCCUCCAGAAGUGGUGGGUUCGACGUUUCGGAACGGACCGAAGAAGUAUACAAUAAUGAUUUUACUGGAAACACGCAACGAAGUAAAUCAGCAGAUAUGACAUUGGACGACAAAUCAGAUCAUCUAACUCGUUCGGAAAAAAGAAGUAAAUCAGUUGAUAUGGUAUUCAACGACAAAUCGGGUGAAAAAAUUUAUGAUGCGUAG
Messenger RNA from Cylindrotheca closterium, 702 nucleotides. The record is from the annotation of a GenBank genome assembly. Lineage: Eukaryota; Bacillariophyta; Bacillariophyceae; Bacillariales; Bacillariaceae.